Messenger RNA from Symphalangus syndactylus (siamang), 1790 nucleotides. It is a transcript of the gene ALX3, whose product is annotated as ALX homeobox 3. The record is from RefSeq and is a predicted model, not a curated record. NCBI's taxonomy places the organism in Eukaryota, Metazoa, Chordata, Mammalia, Primates, Hylobatidae. Gene Ontology annotation, molecular function: RNA polymerase II transcription regulatory region sequence-specific DNA binding; DNA-binding transcription factor activity, RNA polymerase II-specific. Gene Ontology annotation, biological process: regulation of transcription by RNA polymerase II.
AUGGACCCCGAGCACUGCGCGCCUUUCCGCGUGGGGCCUGCACCCGGCCCCUAUGUGGCCUCGGGGGACGAGCCUCCGGGCCCGCAGGGAACCCCCGCCGCUGCGCCUCACCUGCACCCCGCGCCGCCCCGAGGCCCGCGGCUGACCCGCUUUCCGGCCUGCGGGCCCCUGGAGCCCUACCUCCCAGAGCCGGCCAAGCCGCCCGCCAAGUACCUGCAGGACCUCGGGCCCGGCCCGGCGCUGAACGGCGGCCACUUCUACGAGGGCCCCGCGGAAGCUGAGGAGAAGACCUCCAAAGCUGCCAGCUUCCCCCAGCUGCCCUUGGACUGCCGAGGGGGCCCCAGAGACGGGCCCUCUAACUUGCAAGGCUCCCCAGGCCCCUGCCUGGCCAGCCUGCAUCUUCCUCUUUCCCCGGGACUCCCUGAUUCCAUGGAGUUGGCCAAGAACAAGAGCAAGAAGCGUCGUAACCGCACGACCUUCAGCACAUUCCAGCUGGAGGAGCUGGAGAAGGUCUUCCAGAAAACCCACUAUCCUGAUGUGUACGCCCGGGAGCAGCUGGCCCUGCGCACAGACCUGACCGAGGCCCGGGUACAGGUCUGGUUCCAGAACCGCAGAGCCAAGUGGCGGAAGCGCGAGCGUUAUGGGAAGAUCCAGGAGGGGCGGAACCCCUUCACGGCUGCCUAUGACAUCUCUGUGCUGCCCCGCACUGACAGCCACCCUCAGCUGCAGAACUCCCUGUGGGCCGGUCCAGGAUCUGGGAGCCCUGGGGGCCCCUGCCUUGUGUCUCCAGAGGGCAUCCCCUCCCCAUGCAUGUCUCCAUAUUCCCACCCCCAUGGGAGUGUGGCUGGCUUCAUGGGGGUGCCAGCCCCCUCUGCGGCUCACUCUGGCAUCUACUCCAUCCAUGGCUUUCCCCCCACCCUGGGGGGCCACAGCUUUGAGCCCUCCUCAGAUGGUGACUAUAAGUCUCCAAGCCUCGUCUCGCUCAGGGUAAAGCCCAAGGAGCCACCCGGCCUGCUGAACUGGACCACGUGAUCAGUCGUAUGGACCUGCAGAAUGAGCUGCCCACCUCCUUUUCCAUUCCCAGCUGCUCCCAGCUCACCCCUGCCUGAACACCAGGGAGGAAGCACCUCUGCCUCCAAGCCCCAGAUGGUUCUGGGGGCCUGGGAGAGCAGCUGGCACUGUCAGCCCCCAGCAGGGAACAGGUUACAGGGUCUUUUCUCUUAGAAUAAGGUGGGGCUGCCUAGGAGAAGGGGCUUCAAAGCAGCCAGGACUCUUCCUACCACAAACUGAGUCCCCUCACCUGAACUCUGGGCUGGAGGCAGGGAGACACUGCCCUGCUUCCCCCAGACUUUGUCCAAGUCCAUUGUCAUCUCUCCAGCUAAGACAGCUUACUUGGCUCAUCGUUCAAGGAACCCAGGAAAAUGGGAGGAGGAGGACGCCGAGUGGACUGAAGCUCUUCAUGAUGAGACGGAAACCAAAAGGGAGUCUCCCAUGAUGGGGUGGAGUCAGCCCUGCUUCCCCUCCCCACCAGCAGGGGGCGCGCUGGCAUCUGACACUAAGGAGGGUGUAAAGGCCAAGGUCAGCAUAGACUAAGGAACACUGGCUUCUCAGCUCCAGCCACCCUCACUCCUGCCCUGUGCCUGCACUCCCAGCAUGCCAUGCUCAUCUUCCCCUCCAAGGGGGCAGAAAUUCCACCAGAAAUCACCACAUAUUUGGAAUCUCUUCCAUAGGACCAGCCCAGAGCUACGCCAUGGAAAUGAUAUUGGAUGUUGGUCAGAAUAAAACAGAUU